GGAGGAGGCUCACCUAACGUUACAAUCACACUCUCCCUUCUCCAUCCCUUUUUAGCCUUUCUCACUCUCCUCUCUCUCCUUUCAAACCUCUCUCCCUCUCUCUCUCCCUCUGAAGGUACUCUCUCACUCACCCUUAAAAACUCUCAAUAGUUUUGCAGUUUAUAAUGGAGGAAUAGGAAUAGGGUUUUCUGAAGCCUAGAGGUUGUAGCUUUUGGUUUCUUUCUUUUGGGGGAGUUUUUCCUGGUUCUCUGCUUCUUCGGCCAUUGGAAGUAUUGAAAGGGCGGGAGUUCAUUUUAGGUUCUAAUUGCUCAGGAUUUGAUUUAGAAUUCCUUGAAUUCCUCUUCAGUUACUACUGUGAAAAUCCCUGCACCGACGGUUUCAAACCCCAAUUUCUCAGCCUCGCUGAAAAAAGCUAGCUCGUUGUUGAGUACCCUUUUGGUCAGAAACUCACAAGGAAAACUUUGGCACAAUGAUCGGACCGAACUUCAUUGACGAGAUAGACUGCGGCAGCUUCUUUGACCACAUCGACGACCUGCUGGAUUUCCCGACCGGCGAGGACGACGUGGAGGCCGCGCUGGGCAGCGCCGACUGCAACGCGUUCCCGACCCUCUGGUCGAGUCAGUCCGAGUCGCUGCCCGGCACCGAGUCGGUCUUCUCGGCCGGAAACAGCGCGUCGGACCUCUCCGCGGAGCUCUCUGUUCCGUAUGAAGACAUUGUUCAGCUGGAAUGGCUAUCAAACUUUGUUGAGGAUUCCUUCUCUGGAGGAAGCCUUACCAUGAAGAAAGAGGAGUCUGCAAACAAUAAGGAAUCAUCCCACCACCAAUUCCAGACUUCCAGCCCGGUCUCUGUCCUCGAGAGCAGCAGCUCCUGCUCAGUCGAGAAGAGUGUACCGCGCAGCCCGGAAACCAUCACCCCUGGAAGGCGUGGACGUGCUCGCAGCAAGCGUCCUCGCCCGGCAACCUUUAAUCCGCGCCCGGCAAUUCAACUUAUUUCCCCCACUUCCUCCUCUGUCACCGAGGCCCCUCAGCUAUUCCUUGCGCCAAAAGUUUCUUCAGAUUCAGAGAAUUUUGCGGAGUCUCGUCUGACUAUCAAGAUUCCAAAACAACAAGGCACUGCAGAGCACAAGAAGAAAAAGAAAAUCAAAUUGACAGUUUCACCAGGCCCCGUGGAGAUGAAUCAAAAUCCGCCAUCCCAAGCGGUCAGGAAAUGCAUGCAUUGUGAGAUAACCAAGACUCCCCAAUGGCGGGCAGGCCCAUUGGGGCCAAAAACACUUUGCAAUGCAUGUGGCGUUCGCUACAAGUCAGGCCGGCUCUUCCCUGAAUACCGGCCUGCAGCAAGCCCAACAUUUGUUCCAUCCUUGCACUCGAAUUCCCAUAAGAAGGUCAUUGAAAUGAGAAACAAGACUGGUGAGAGGCCAGCUAUAGCUGAGACAGCACCAACCAUGACUGCCUCGCCGGAGCUCAUUCCAAAUGCAAAUAGCAGCCUUGGGCUGGAUUACAUUUAGGGAGGAUGAGAGAGAUGUGUUCCUUGUCGGAACCUUUUCUCUUCACUGCCUCCUUUACCUCUCUUAUGUUAUUUCUCUGUUAUUUCAUCAUUUCUUUUGUUCAUUGCUUAUUUUGUACAGGGAUGGAAUGGGGGGGCAAUAGGAGAAAUAGAUGACCAUAUUUUAGCUUGUAGAGGAGGAUUGAAAUGACAGAAUUGAAAAAUGGGUAGAAAAAGAUGCAAGUUUUAAGGGUAGAGUUUAGGUUAAGUGAUGGUUAGUAGGUCCUUAAAAGGUAAGUAGGUGUGAGAGUCUGUGUUGUCUCUUAGUUUGCAUUCUUUUCUUUCUGUUCCUUUUCAUGGGAAUUCUUUUUGCAGUUCAUUUGUAGUAGAAAAUUCUGAGAUGAGUAAUGGAAUUUGAGAUUUGUUA
Molecule: messenger RNA, 1909 nt
Organism: Corylus avellana
Lineage: Eukaryota; Viridiplantae; Streptophyta; Magnoliopsida; Fagales; Betulaceae
Gene: BME3
Product: Plant-specific GATA-type zinc finger transcription factor family protein
Biological process (GO): positive regulation of DNA-templated transcription; cell differentiation
Cellular component (GO): nucleus
Molecular function (GO): sequence-specific DNA binding; zinc ion binding
Source: RefSeq, a predicted model, not a curated record